Messenger RNA from Hermetia illucens (black soldier fly), 570 nucleotides. RefSeq names its product protein C19orf12 homolog. The transcript has 2 exons. The record is from RefSeq and is a predicted model, not a curated record. Bases 1 to 420 code for a protein of 139 amino acids. NCBI's taxonomy places the organism in Eukaryota, Metazoa, Arthropoda, Insecta, Diptera, Stratiomyidae.
AUGUCUAGUUAUAGUGAGUUUGUUGAAGCAAUUGCGACUCUUGCAGACCAAGAGCAAUUACUUGCUCGCGUCAAACGGGCUGCCAAAGGAGCAUUGGUUUGUGGGGGAAUGAGUUUUUUGGGUGAAUUAUGUCUCGGUCCGCUUGGGAUGGCUAUGGGCGGAAUUUCUGGAGCUAUUAUCGCUGCGUAUAUGGCUCAAGGUAAAUCCCGACCAGUUGGUGAUAUAAUUCGAAACGAUCUUACAAAAAGCCAACAGGAGCAGCUUGUUUUACGUAUUCUAGGGAGUCUCGUAGGCUUCGAUGUUACCACCGUGAAGGCUUUUAAGUUCCUCUUGUCGAAAAAUUCUUCAGUACAACAGCAAGUUUCAAAAGGAUUGAAGGCUUUCAUUGCUGAAGUGAUGAACUUGGAAGUAGAUGGCUGAUUGAAUAUUUUUCUGUUGGCUUAGUAUUCUGAAGUAUCAAUCAAUAUGGUGUCAACGUUAUUCUUCUUUGCUAUUUGAAUAUGUGAAAUUGAUAAAAAACGGUUUUUCGUGAGAAAAGCUUCAGGUUAUCAUUCCUAGAAGCUGUGCGUG